Molecule: messenger RNA, 3404 nt
Organism: Tyto alba (common barn owl)
Lineage: Eukaryota; Metazoa; Chordata; Aves; Strigiformes; Tytonidae
Gene: ATXN7L3
Product: ataxin 7 like 3
Exons: 13
Coding region: 334-1356 (340 amino acids)
Biological process (GO): positive regulation of DNA-templated transcription; regulation of transcription by RNA polymerase II
Cellular component (GO): SAGA complex; DUBm complex
Molecular function (GO): transcription coactivator activity
Source: RefSeq, a predicted model, not a curated record
CGCCGCCGCCGCCGCCGCCGGGCGGAGGGAGCGCCAGGCCCAGGCCCGCCCGCUCCCGCGCACCGCUCCGGCCCCGGCCCCGGGAGGGCGGGCGGCGCUGCCGCCGAGCAUGGCGAGCCGCCGCCGAGCCCCGCGACGGACCGGCGGGGGACGCUGACCUCCCCCUCCCUCCCCCCCCCCCCCCCCCCAAUCCCCCGCCUUUCCACACACGCCCCCCCCCCCCGCCCUCCCUCUCCCCCACCGGCCCCGACGGGCCCACCGCGCCGCGAGACCCCCCCCCCGCGUGUCCUGUGCUAUGAGCGUUCGGCGUGACUUCUCCGCGAGCAGUUGCAAAUGAAAAUGGAGGAUAUGUCUUUGUCUGGCCUGGAUAACAGCAAACUGGAGGCCAUCGCGCAUGAGAUCUACACGGACCUGGUGGAAGAUGCCUGCCUGGGCCUCUGCUUCGAAGUGCACCGGGCGGUCAAGUGCGGCUACUUCUUCCUGGACGACACGGACCCCGACAGCAUGAAGGAUUUCGAGAUCGUGGACCAGCCCGGCGUGGACAUCUUCGGGCAGGUCUACAACCAGUGGAAGAACAAGGAGUGCGUGUGCCCCAACUGCAGCCGCAGCAUCGCCGCCUCCCGCUUUGCCCCCCACCUGGAGAAGUGCCUGGGCAUGGGCCGCAACAGCAGCCGCAUCGCCAACCGGAGGAUCGCGAGCAGCAACAACAUGAACAAGUCAGAGAGCGACCAGGAGGACAACGACGACAUCAACGACAACGACUGGUCCUACGGCUCCGAGAAAAAAGCAAAGAAGAGGAAAUCGGAUAAGAACCCCAACUCGCCCCGCAGGUCCAAGUCCCUGAAACAUAAAAAUGGCGAGAUCGGAGGGAACCCCGAUCCCUUCAAGUACAGCAACUCGGCAGGAAUCAACUAUGAGACGCUGGGCCCCGAGGAGCUGCGGACGCUGCUCACCACGCAAUGCGGGGUCAUCUCCGAGCACACCAAGAAGAUGUGCACCAGGUCCCUGCGGUGUCCCCAGCACACGGAUGAGCAGCGGAGAUCGGUCCGGGUUUACCUCCUCGGUCCUUCCGCGUCCCUGCCCGAGGCGGAGAGCAGCGUGGAGAACGACAGCUUCGAGGUGGCGGAGAGCCAGGCCAUCAUGAGCCGGCUGCAGUGGGACGGCUCCUCCGACAUCUCGCCCUCCGACUCGGCCUCCUCGAAAGCCAGUACAAACAACUCUGAGUCCCGCAAGACCAAGAAGAAGAAGCCCCACUUGGGGCUGGUGAGCGGCGCCCCGGGGCUCGGCUCCAGCAAGAAGAAGAAGCCCAAACCCCCCGCGCCCCACACCCCCAGCAUCUACGACGACAUCAACUGAGCGCAGCGGAGCUGUUGGGGGGGGGCGGGACGGACAGACGGACAGACACGGGCCAGGGCAGCCCCUCCCGCCCCGCCGGGGACAGCCCCGCGUUUCGGACACAAAGCGGGUACCUGGGGGGUGAAGGAGGGAGGACUUGGCCAUUGCUGGGGGCGGGGGGGGGGCUGCUGGAUUUGGGAGCCCCCAUUAAGUUGCCCCCCUUCCUCCCCGGUGCCUCUAUUUAUUCUGUGACGUAUUUUUUUUUUUUUUUUUUGUACGGGGAGGGGUUCCUGUCAGGGCUCUGAGGGGGCAUCUCGCUCAGAGAUGGGGGUACAACCCCACCCCACCCCCCUUCCCUUCCAAAAGCCAGCAGUGCCCCCUCCCACGCUCGCCCCUCCGGAGCACCCUUACCCCAGCGGGGUGGGGGGCAGCUAGGUGAUGGGAGGGGGGUGCAGAUCCCUCCUGCCCCCAGGGAUUUUGGGGGGGGGGGCAGUCCCUGGCCUGGGGCUGCUCCCCUUCUCCAUGUCCCGGGCCAGCGCUCGCUGGUCGGGCUGGCUCAGGAUGGGGGUGGGGGGAGCAUGUUGGGAAGGGGCUUUUUCCUGCUCCAAGGCAACAAGUGGGGACCCCCAUGCACCCCAAAUCUGCUGUAAAUGGCUGGAUUUGGCUGCUGGGGGUGUUUGGGGCCUGCACAGGGCUUGCCGAGGCCCUGGGCGGGGGGGGGGGCAGGUCUGCAUGCUGCAUCCUUUGUGUUUGGGGGGGGGGGGGGGGGCACAGCAGGGACUCCAUCCCCAACUUGGGGGGUGGGGGGGAGAGCUGCUGUGCCCUUUGCUGCUCUGAACUGGCCUCUGUGUGGGGAGGGAGGACUCCAACAUGCCGGGGACAUCCCGUGUUUCACACCCCCCCCCAACCCCCCCCCCCCCAAAUCUCAUAUCCCCAGGCUGGUGGCCUCAGGGCAGUUCUGUGUCCCUGUCCCCACAUGCCUGGGGACCUGCUGCUGCAGUCAAGGGGGGGGGAGCCUUUGGGACCCCCCCAAAAGCUCCAACUGGUGUUUGCACCCCCAUGGACUCCGGUUCUUGGCUUGGGGGGGGGGGGGGGGAGCUGGGACAGGCACCCCGCUGUGCGGGCCUGGGGACACCACAUCCCCCCAUACCUCCCCCCCUGCUUUGGCUGUUUUCUAGUGCAGGGGUUGUGUUGGGGAUGGGGUUCGUUCACCCCCCUCCAUUGUACCCCCCCCCCCAACAGCUGUCUGACACCCCAAAUUUGGCUGUAUGUCCCUGGGGGGGGGGGGGGGGGGGAAGGCAGGGGACACCCCAGUCUCGGGGCGGGGUGGCUGGUCCUUUUGGUGGGUCUUGCAAAUUAUGGUGCUCUCGACUCUGGAUUCAUUAUUGUUUUAAAACUGCUGCUAAAGGCUAGUGCCGUGGCAGGACCCGGGGUGGUGUUGGGGGGGGGGGUCCCCACAGAGCCCUGGGCACCCCAAACUGCCGGGGGGGGGGGGCCCCAGCUGCGUGGGGACCCCCGCACAGUCCCUCCUCACUGCAGUCAGCUGUAGCUCCCAGCCGAGCUUUGGGGCUGGGAGCUGGCGGGGGGGGGACACGACCUGGCCACCGGAGCACGCCGAGCUGGCCUUCGCGCGCCCCGGGGCCCAAAAACGGGGGUUUGGGCACCCAAAAACACAGAGGGAACCUCCCUGGGCUCCCCCCCCCCCCAACUGCCUGAGGAAGACACAGUGACUGGGGGGGGGGGGGGGGCAACACACACACACACACAGGCUGAGCCCCUUCAGCUGCAGGAGAGGCGCUGCAAUUUGGGGUCCAAGAUGUGUAACGGGGCUGGGGGGGGGGCUUCGAUUGUGCCCCGGUGCGUCCCCCCCACCCCUCCCCAGGUCCGUGUGUUCCCCCCCCGCCCCCCACGGCAGAGCCGGUGGCCGCCCAGAGCCCUCCCGGGCUUGAGACUUGUAUUUUCGCGCACGUACUCCAUCCCGUACGGGUAGUUGAGCCGUUGUAAGGUCUGUGUGUCCCAUUAGUGGGUUGUGGCUGCCCCUGUAAAUAAAACUGCAUCUCAACUUGGUA